AUGAGCAACCCCAUCAGCAAAUCCAACGCGGAAGCUGAGAUCAUUCAUCUCAAAGCCCAGAAUCAACGUCUUGAGGACUCUCUAGCGCGCUUGCGCGCCGAAUACCAGCAACUGUCGACUCAAUUCGAGAAGCUCCAGAAAUCCAACGCGGAGAUUGCCAAGGCCAGCCCCAAUCAGCUGGAGCGAGCAUUUCGAGACCUACUAGAACAGAAUCGUGCCCAAUUCGCCGCCAUCGAGCAGAGCGCGAACGAAAGGGCCAACUUGCAGCAUCAAGUUCAUCAGCUGCAGCAACAACUGGUUGGACCACCACCGCAGCAACAGCAAAACCCGUACGGCCAGCCAGCCCAUCAGGCGUACGAUCCCCGGCUCGUGCCUGCUACUCCCGCCGGCCACCCUCCAGCGGCAAUGCCUCAAUCACAGCCCUAUCCGCCACAGCCAUAUCCGCCUCCACAGCACCCUGUCAACAAUGGCUACGCCGAAGCCAUCUCAACAGUCCCACCUCCAGCUGUCGCCUCUAGCAUGUCAGCCAACGAGCAAAGCCCCGGCCCAUCAACCCCAGGCUCUCCUGGAACAAAGAAGCGCAAACGUGACCGCUCCUCCGCAAUCGCACCCUCAGCCAACUCCGCCCCCUCUCCAACCACGGCCGCCUACAACCCCGCCACUCAACGAUGGCACUGUCCCUCGUGCGCUAAAGACUUCAGCCGCCGCCAACACAUGCAGCGGCACGAGCGCUCGGCGCACUCGGACGUGAAGCCGCACGUUUGUGAGAUCUGUGGGGCGGGCUACUCAAGGAAGGAUCAUUUGGGGGAGCAUUCCAAGCGUGCGCAUGGGGUUGUGCCUGUUGCGCCACCCCCGCGGGUAGGGCCGCUCAGCGGUGGAGAGAAGGGCAGAGGUGAUGAUGAUCUGGGCAGUGAGUUGGAGCGGGCGGUCGCUGCUUUUGGGUGA
Messenger RNA from Cyphellophora attinorum, 945 nucleotides. RefSeq names its product Hydrogen peroxide stress regulator 1. Bases 1 to 945 code for a protein of 314 amino acids. The record is from RefSeq and is a predicted model, not a curated record. NCBI's taxonomy places the organism in Eukaryota, Fungi, Ascomycota, Eurotiomycetes, Chaetothyriales, Cyphellophoraceae. The transcript has a single exon.